Molecule: messenger RNA, 2515 nt
Organism: Siniperca chuatsi (mandarin fish)
Lineage: Eukaryota; Metazoa; Chordata; Actinopteri; Centrarchiformes; Sinipercidae
Exons: 2
Coding region: 581-1981 (466 amino acids)
Source: RefSeq, a predicted model, not a curated record
UCCGUGAGUAGGUUUUAAGUUAAAAACCUGUGUGACUGCGGCUGUUAGCGCGUCAAAAGGGAAACCUUUGUGACUGCGGCUGUUUAGCGCGUCAAAAGGAGAGCCUUUGUGACUGCGGCUGCUAGCGCGUCAAAAGGGAAACCUUUGUGACUGCGGCUGUUUAGCGCGUCAAAAGAAAAGCCCUGAGGAUUCUAGACCCUAUCAGGCAAGAGAAUAAUUCGGGUGGGACGGGGGAAUCCCCUUUUAGUGAGACUAAAAGUUAAAACCCCAUGGUAAAUUAGUAGGCCUCAAAAGUGUGCGAAAAAGACGUCUGUAAAUAAGUAAAUAAAAGUGUGAAUGAUUGUGUGAGUGAACGGAGACAGAAAUACCAUUUGGUAUUUUUUCUCAUACCAAAGCAGUGGGAAAGAAAGCAAUAAACCUUACAGGAAGCAAAGGCAAGAAUUCUCCACUCGAAAGAGUUGAAGUGAGAAUUACCUGGAAAGGUAUUUUAAUUAUUGCCCCACUGAUAACAUCCCAACGUUUAGAACACCCUAGGUGUUAACCCAGCGUUGGACCAAAACACAUAAAAAACAGCUCCAGUAUGGGCAAGAGUCAAAGUAAGCCCAAAACUAGGGAGGAUUUACAAUGUAAAGAUUGGAAGUAUAUAGAAAAACAGGAUCCUGAUAAAAUAAAAUAUUUGGAUAAAUGGGUAAAAGAUUACGGGUUUAAUGGUAAACUAAACAUCAAAAGAAUUAAGCUACUACAGGAAACAAUACAAAACAACACUAACAAAGAUCCUAAAAAGAUGAAAAAAUCAGGUUAUGAAGAAACCAAAUAUUGGAUAAAAGUAGCUGAAAAACGUGAAGCUGGAGAAAGAGACAGAAAAAACAGGGAAAAAAUAGGAGAAGUAGAUGAGAAAACUGAAAAAAAACAACAAGUAAUGUUUCACAGACAGGAGGAUGAUGAGACAGGGCCGGUAGGAAGAAGGGCAGAACAGAGAAAUGAGGAAGGUGCCUCAGGGGGACUUCCUCCUACAGCUCGACUAUACCCUGAUAUUCCCCAAGAGGAACCCCCUGAGUAUGAUACCACGCCUCCCAGAACACUAAGAUCAACCCGAGGUACUGCAGGCCUCGGAUGGUCUAAGAAAUUGGGAGCAGUUUUUUCCCCAACUAAUCCUCCAACCGUUGAUAUAAAAGUAGCAGAUGAGUAUCCUAUGAUACAAGUAGCUAAUCCAAACAGGGAUGAAGGCCAACCACCAACAAUCCUUGUUUAUAGAACUUGGAACAUGAAUGAUGUUAAAAAAGCCUUAGAGGGCAUAACUCCAUACAAAGAAGAUGUCACGCAAUUUGUAAUUGACAUGGAAAAUGUGCGAAAAUCCUAUCAUCUAAAUGGACAAGAAGUCCAACAAAUCUGGAUGUGUGCUCUGGGACCAGAUUGGCAUAACGUUAGAGGAGAUUGGAAUCCUCUGAACACAGCAGGUGAUGCUCCUCUUCCAUGGGACAGCCAACAAAUGGCAGUAAGAGUAAACGGUCUGGCAACCAGAGCCACAGCUAGGUUUAAACAAAAAGCAAAUUACACUGAAAUAGGCAGAGCAAGACAAAAAGAUGAUGAAACUUUUGAUGACUAUAGACACCGCAUGACUACAGUGUUUAAAAUCCAUUCGGGACUAAUUGACGACAAUAAUGACCAAGGAGCUUACAGACAACAGUUGAAAAAUGCUUUACAUGCGGGCUCAAAAGACGCAAUCAGAAUCUGGGUGCAGAGGCACUACAUUGGACUGUCUACUGGUACCCUUGAUGAGUACAUUAAUCAUGCUUUGCACGCAGAAAAAGUUGCUAAAGAAAAAAAGAAAAAGACAGUAGGAACGUUUUUUGGUGAGGAAGAGACUGAAGAAGUGUUUUACCAUGACCAGAAUAGAGAGAGGGGGAGAAACAAUAGAGGGCGUAGAUUUCAUAGAAAAGGACAGAGAGGAGGCAGAGGAAAGAUGGACACUUUGCUGUAGAUUGUCCAGAGAAUAAACAACAAGCAUGACUAGAAGCUAAUGCUACUCAGACACCAAGAUUAGAUGACGUCAGUGAUCAUGAUGAAGUUCUAAUAAACUACCAGGACUUGCUUGCAGUACAUUUUGAGAAACCGAUGGUGACUUUAUGUGUAAAUGGAAAACCAAUUGAUUUUCUUUGUGACACAGGAGCAUGCAGAACAACUUGUAAGGAAAGUUUCCCUAGGGCUAAAUCUAGUAAUAGCAGUAUUGCAGUACGAGCAGCAGAUGGCAAAUUGACUCAUGUGGAAGAAUCUGAGCCAGUCUGGUUGAGGGAUCCGCAGGGACAGUCAUGUCAGAUAUCUGUCUUGAUGUUCCCAGAGUGUCCAGUAAAUCUGUUGGGACGAGAUGCUUUGUUUUUGUUGGGAUUAGCUCUUGUUCCUACAUCACAGGGAAGGAUAGAGGUAAAGAGAAAAGCAGAACUAACCCAGGAAGACAUCUUUGUCUUAAAAGGUUCAGGGCUACCUUAUUACUACUAUUCUUUAGAUGUCCCAAAUA